AUUUAUAAGCAAGAUUCAUGGAAGAAGAUAGACCCGCUCAAUUUGCUAGAAAUUUACCAUAUUAAGUUGGAAAUGUCCUUAAAUUCCAUUACUAAUUCCCAACAUCUUUAGUUAUUGCUGACGAUGGUUAAAAGUAUUACAACUAAAUUAUUCAACAGGAUAUUAUAUGAGAAUAAUCACAAACUGGUUUAUGUAGAUUCUGACUCAAGUAGAACUGUUAGAAAUUUUACCUUGUUUACGAAAUUUAUUGGUCUUCUUGAUUUGAAUAGAGCUAAGUAUUUUAUUUAAAAAAUUUUAGUGAUAAAGCAUUAGUUGGUUCAGCAGAUAAUCAAGCAAAGAUAAUAAACCUCGAGACUGGAGAAUGCAUGCAUGAGUUAAAUGGCCAUUCACAUUUUGUAUAUAUUGGAGGAUUUAAUCCAUAAUCUACAAUAGCCGCGACAGGAUGUUAGAAUAUGAAGAUCAAGAUUUGGGAUGUUGUAUCAGGAGAAUUAAACGUCACCUUUGAAGAGCAUCAACAAACACCAACAAGUUUUUGCUUUAAUGCAGAAGGAGACAAAAUCUUAUCAUCGAGUUAUGAAAAUGAUGCACUUGUAUACUUCAUUUAUUAAUUAAAAAGAUUUGGGAUCCAAAAGAUGGCCAAGUAAUUUGCAAAUUAAUCAAACACACCAAAGGAAUAGAGGUAUGCAAAUUUGCCUAGUCUGGAUACUUAUGUGCAACAGGGGCGCAUGACAAGUUUAAUAAUAUCUUAGUAUUUUUAGUACUGCAUAUGUUUGGGAUAUAAGGAAUCCAGAAAAUCCUCUUUUUAGACUGUUAGGGCAUUAAAAUUAUGUAAAAGAUUUAGCCUUUAAUUAAUAAGGUAUUGAUUUUAUAUUCUAUCUUCUAGGUACAUAAAUUGUCACAGGCUCCAACGAUAAUACAGGUAGAAUCUACAAUUUGACUGAUGGCAGUUUUGUUCAAGAGUUAGAUAACUUUCCAGGUUAGGUUUAUGCAGUUAGCUUUAAUGAAACUGGUGAUAGGAUUAUUGCAGCUAGUAAUCAGAAGACUGUUCAGAUAUUGUAAUAUUUGUUUGUUUCUAUUGAAUAGCGACAAUUAGGGUGUUUGCUUAUAGUAGAUAAGAGGAGAAGGAAACUUUUAUAUCAAUAGAACUGGAAAUACAUUUGUGACUUUCCCUAAGUCCAUUGAAUCACAGGCCAAGGUCUGGAGAGAUGCAAGAGCUAGGAAGAAUUGAUAUCGAU
Messenger RNA from Paramecium octaurelia, 1235 nucleotides. The record is from the annotation of a GenBank genome assembly. NCBI's taxonomy places the organism in Eukaryota, Ciliophora, Oligohymenophorea, Peniculida, Parameciidae.